AUGUUCCGUAAAACACUGACUACACUAGGGCGCCGUUUAUAUUCUCUGACUCCAGAAGAGAAGCUGAUAACUGAUAAGUUGAGUAAAGAGUUGAAUCCCUCUUCCAUCUCUGUUAAUGACAUCAGCGGAGGAUGCGGAUCGAUGUUUUCUAUUAAUAUUACAAGUGAUAAGUUCAAAGGAUUGUCGAUAGUGAAACAACAUAAACUAGUAAAUGAGAUUUUAAAAGACGAUAUUAAAAGAUGGCAUGGUUUGCAACUCCGUACCAAGAAAGAAUAA
Messenger RNA from Kluyveromyces lactis, 276 nucleotides. RefSeq names its product Bol3p (gene BOL3). The transcript has a single exon. The record is from RefSeq and is a predicted model, not a curated record. Bases 1 to 276 code for a protein of 91 amino acids. Lineage: Eukaryota; Fungi; Ascomycota; Saccharomycetes; Saccharomycetales; Saccharomycetaceae.